AGGCCCAAGUUGCCACGACUGACCGAAACCCGCCCUACCACGACUCCACCGCCCCCUCCCAGGUCGCCAUCAGGCCGCCAUGUCGUGCAGAGGAGCUGCAAUCCGCGCCGAGUCCGCGCGCGGACGACUCAUGGUGGGAUGUGUAGCCCUGUGGGCCUUCUACCGCGCAGCGGUGUGUCCCAGCUUCGUGGGCCCCGCGGCGAGCAGGGCACCACGUGGAGCACCACGUGGAGCACUACAGGCCGUUGGGAAUGCAGGAGACGCUGAGGAGACGAGGUUGGAGCACUUGUCCAACUUUUUGUGGGCAUCAGCGCACUUGAAGCGAAAAGUGCCGGCUGUCACCGAGAUUGUGCCAGACCUGGUCGAGGUAAUGCGGAACAACACUUCUCAGAUGAACCCCCAGAAUUUGUCCAACAGUUUGUGGGCAUUGGGGGAGCUUGCAGGAGGCUUGGGCAAUAUUUUUUGUUUGGGCAAUGAUUGUUUUAUUGACGAUUCUGAUCUUGUCGAUUCUGAUCUUUUUGAUGCUCACAAGAUCGACCUUUUGUGGGCAUUGGCUCACUUGCAGGGUUUUGGGGAUUCUUGGGCUGAUUGGCGCGAUGAACUUCUUGCCAAGCUUGAGCCACGACUUGCAAUAAGUCAAAUGAGAUUCAACAUGUGUCAAGGGGCUUGUGGUCUUUGGCCCAGUGGUGCGACUCGCUGGAUGCCAGGCGUGUACAGCUCGUGAGAAGCUUGUCGAGCCAAGGUGAGAGAUGUUUGGAGCAAAGCCAGCUGUCAAUCUUCGCUGUUUCAGCCGAUGACGUCUCCAACAGCUUGUGGGCAUCAGCUCGCUUGCAUAUCAAAUUUCAACAUGAUCAUGGUUUUGGAACUUAUAAUGGUUUUGAAUUUGUCAAAUCACUUGCCAAACACAUCCGGCCCACUGCGAGCAACAUGACUCCCCUGCAGUUGUCCAGCUGUUUGUGGGGCUUGGCACACUUUAAGGGCGCCGCAGAGCCUGAUGCUGUCGUCGCCCUCGUGGAGCAGAUCCAAGGCAAUGUGGAUGAAAUGAGUCUUCAACAAUUAUCCGAUUGCCUGUGGGCCUCCUUGCAGCUGCAGGAUGUGACACCUGAUGUGAUGAAGAUCCUCCCAGCUCUCGGGAGCGAAGUGAAGAACAAGGGUGGUGAGCAAUGAAGCCAGUUAAAGCUAUGAGCUGAGUGGUUUUGGCGUUGAGCUGAGUCGUUUCCACCAGCCUGGCAGCCUGUCUAUUGUCUUCAUGGACUUCCGCUACCUGGCAACAUCUACAGAGUGCUUCAUGAUUAUCAAUGCAACAGCCGGAUUUGAGUGCAGCGAUUGUAGACUCUGCAGUUUUGGCUGGGACAGUGAGCGCUCGUCGCCGACUCGUCUCUAAAAAUGAGCGGUCUCAGCACUGGGCGCGGUCUGAAGACGCAGGUCGGGAUCAAUAUAUAUAUAUACA
Messenger RNA from Durusdinium trenchii, 1450 nucleotides. The record is from the annotation of a GenBank genome assembly. NCBI's taxonomy places the organism in Eukaryota, Dinophyceae, Suessiales, Symbiodiniaceae.